This is a messenger RNA of Colletotrichum graminicola M1.001, 888 nucleotides long. RefSeq names its product dioxygenase. NCBI's taxonomy places the organism in Eukaryota, Fungi, Ascomycota, Sordariomycetes, Glomerellales, Glomerellaceae. The transcript has 5 exons. Gene Ontology annotation, molecular function: catechol 1,2-dioxygenase activity; ferric iron binding. The record is from RefSeq and is a predicted model, not a curated record. Gene Ontology annotation, biological process: catechol-containing compound metabolic process. The coding region runs from base 1 to 888 and encodes 295 amino acids.
AUGGGCACGAUGCAGAAGGAGGAUGGCCAGGCCCAGGGCCUUGGGCAGGACUUCACAAAGCAAGUUAUCGCGUCUAUGGGGGAGGACACAAACCCGAGACUCCGUCAAGUUCUGUCCUCUUUCAUCCAGCAUAUCCACGACUUUGCUCGUGAAGUCGACCUCACUACCGACGAAUGGAUGACUGGUGUCAACAUGAUCAACUGGGCCGGUCAAAUGAGUAACGACCGACGAAACGAAGGCCAGCUUCUCUGUGAUGUCAUCGGCCUGGAAUCACUCGUUGAUGAUAUUACCAAUCGGGUGGCCACGAAGAACGGCGUGCCUGGGACGGCGACAGCCAUUUUGGGCCCUUUCUGGCGUGCAGACGCGCCUGUCCGUGCCAAUGGCAGCACCAUUGUUCUCAAAUGCCCCGAUGACGGAGAGCUUGCGUUCAUGUAUGGUCAAGUGACCUGCUCCAACACGGGAAAGCCUCUCGCUAACGCGUCUGUUGAUGUUUGGCAAGCAUCCACAAACGGACUGUACGAGCAGCAAGAUGCGGAUCAACCGGAACACAACUUGCGCGGAAAGUUCAUUACGGAUGAGGAGGGCCGUUACGCGUUCUACUGCCUUCGGCCCACUCCGUACCCAGUUCCGGGAGACGGCCCAGCUGGAAAGCUUCUGGACCUACUUCACCGUAAUCAUUACAGACCAGCCCACAUUCACCUCAUCGUUCAAUCAGAAGGAUUCAAGUCGGUUACAACACAGAUUUUUGACGAAGACUCAGACUACUUGGAGAACGACUCGGUCUUUGCUGUGAAAGAUGGGUUGACGGUGAAAUUCACUGAGAGGAAGGGCGACCCCAAAGCCGCAAAAGAGCUUGAGUAUAACCUUCAGUUGGUUUCUGAGAAGUAA